AUGAAGAUGAUGGAAGAUUGUUUCUCUGAGGUUGAGGACUGUUUGGAUUACGUGUACAGGAGAUACAGGAACAAAGGCAAGUCAAUAGGUCCAUUGGAGAUAAGAGUGGUGAGUUUGGGUACUUUUGAUUCUUUAAUGGACUUUAGUAUCUCACAAGGAUCUUCAGUGAAUAAGUAUAAGACUCCAUGA
Messenger RNA from Arabis nemorensis, 189 nucleotides. NCBI's taxonomy places the organism in Eukaryota, Viridiplantae, Streptophyta, Magnoliopsida, Brassicales, Brassicaceae. The record is from the annotation of a GenBank genome assembly.